UCGUCACGGGGAGGUCCUAAUCUGCUGGUGCAGCUGGGAGCAUUUUACCACGUGAUUCGAGCGAUGUCAGAGUAGUCAUCACCAUUUCACUUAAUUCAUGUCGGGGGCUCAAACGGUAAAAGGUGAAACAGCAAGGAAACCUGCUAUGAAGUAGACGAAGAUACCCGACCCCGGUUCCCUACUACUAAUCGCCGCCUCGCAACUUAAACGAGACUGGUCCUUAACGUCUCGUCUUGGUGGUCCACAUCAGACGCAUCCCAGGUUGCAGGAGCACGGCGGAGGAGAGGCUCUGAGGCUGAACACUCCCCCCAUUAGUCUUUGAGGCGGGGGGAGGAGAAAAAGGUGGGGAUCGAGGAGCUGCUAUACCCACCUGGAGCAUGGGGCAGAAAGUCCCAGGUGGCAUUAAAACUAUUGACAUGCGGGAUCCGGCAUUCAGUCCCCUAACAUUGGAGUUACAAGCCCUGAGUCACACCAAGCCAUCUCGUCUAGACCUUCUGCUGGACAUGCCGCCCGCCAGCCUGGACACUCAGAUCCAGCAUUCGUGGAACAGCGACGACCGCUCCCUCAAUGUUUUUGUGAAGGACGACAACAAGCUGGUGUUCCAUAGGCACCCUGUGGCGCAGAGCACGGACGCCAUCCGGGGGCGUGUUGGCUACACAAGGGGACUUCACGUAUGGGAGAUCAACUGGGCCAUGCGUCAGAGGGGCACGCACGCGGUGGUUGGCGUUGGGACGAGCGACGCCCCUCUGCAUUCUGUGGGCUACACGGCUUUGGUGGGGAGCAACUCUGAAUCCUGGGGCUGGGACCUGUGCAGAAGUAAACUCUACCACGAUGGCAAGAACCUUCCAGGAAAAACCUACCCGGCCUUCCUAGAGCCAGACGACACCUUCAUAAUACCAGACUCGCUCCUGGUGGUUUUGGACAUGGACGAGGGCACUCUGGGUUACAUAGUGGAUGGACAUUAUCUCGGAGUGGCUUUUAGAGGACUCAAAGGCAAGAAGCUGUACCCAAUAGUGAGCGCCGUGUGGGGACACUGUGAAAUACGAGUCCGGUACAUAAAUGGACUUGAUCCUGAACCUCUUUCGCUGAUGGACCUAUGCAGGCGUUCGGUGAGGGUGGCGUUAGGAAGAGACCGGCUGAGUGAAAUCCACAGACUUCCCCUGCCAGCCUCUCUCAAGAACUACCUGCUCUACCAAUGACGAAGUUGACUGACGAAACACAUUCUGCACUCCCUUGUUUCUUUCUCUGGGAUCGUCCUUGGGUUCAACCCGUUUGGCAGCAUUACUGAAGCCUCCAGGACUGAUGUAGGCACCUGCGUGAAUCAGCAAGUACGCUUCUCUGUCGGUUGCAAAACUCCUCUCGAGUUUCUUAUCCUGUUUUUAUGACUCUUUUCAAUUGUAAUCUUUAACUUUGUAAAAUCAGGAAUCACUGAGUACUAUGCACACACUGAUCCAACUGAUGCCCUGACAGUCACCGUGCUGGUGAACCACUUUUAGCUUGUAGGGUAAUGUGGCAUCUGCUGUGACCUCCAAGCUUGAGUUAUGCAUUCCUGUCUUUGUAGCCUUGGAAAUCUGAAUGAAAUUGUGCUGAGACGACGCUGAGCCAAAAACACAGUAAACACAGUAGUGCACUGCUGUUAUCUGGCCACAAGAUGGCAGUACACUCGCAUCAGUCUCAAAUUAAGCAUUAUAAAAUUCUGGGUUUUAGAGCUGGUUUUUAAAUAUAUUUGCAGUUCACAUGACACAGGAAAGAGUUGAUGACCAUUUUAUAGAGUUACUGGUGCUCUGAGUGCGUUUAAGAGCAGCACAGGGCACUCACUGCCUGUGCUGCUCUUAAACGGUCUCUCUGUAACAUGGAUGUAUCCGCUCAGCUGCUGCGGUGCAGAAACAUCAUCAGCAGUCUUCUACAGAAAGAUAAUGUCACUGUGAUUCUUUGUAGCAUGCACCUGCAGGAAACUCUUCUCAACAAACUACUUUUUAUCAUUUUUGUCACUCCUUGUUUUUAUUAGUGCAGUAGUUCUUGACCAUGUGCUGUUGAGGCCCAAGAGCAUUUUUUUUUAAAUUUAUAAUCUCCAUGUUUGAGCACUGAUUUGCACAUAUUAAAACAAAGAAAGGAGGAAAAAAGAACAUGUAAAUGUUUGCUGACUCUUGGGGCCCCACUGGCAGAAAACCAUGAACCAUGAUGUCUUGUUUGUCUAUGAAGUGUAAAGCUGGGGGCCAGGGGUUUUUGGAAGCUGGCUUUGUAGAUGCCUGACUUGAUAAACUUUGGUUUUAAAGCACCACAUUAACAGAAAGCGACAAUCUACAGAGUGCUGCACAAAUGUAAUGGAAGUAGGUCAGAUUGCCAACAGUUUGUCAAAUGCCAUAUCAUAAACUUGUAUGUUUUUAAAUGUGUAUAAGUGGUACACCCUACUUUUCCUUGCUUGCUUCCACUUGAUUUGUAUUACUUUGUGUAAAUUUGUUUGUAAGUAUCUAUUAAAGAUUAUUUCACAUUGUC
Molecule: messenger RNA, 2496 nt
Organism: Xiphophorus maculatus (southern platyfish)
Lineage: Eukaryota; Metazoa; Chordata; Actinopteri; Cyprinodontiformes; Poeciliidae
Gene: spsb1
Product: SPRY domain-containing SOCS box protein 1
Exons: 3
Coding region: 378-1199 (273 amino acids)
Biological process (GO): intracellular signal transduction; proteasome-mediated ubiquitin-dependent protein catabolic process
Cellular component (GO): SCF ubiquitin ligase complex
Molecular function (GO): protein binding
Source: RefSeq, a predicted model, not a curated record